AUGCAUUCAAAUGGUGCCUUUCGAAUAGCUACUGAUACACUUCGUCUAUCCCCUCAAACAACGAGUUCAAGUGGUUAUCAUAGUGAUUUAUCAUCAACACAUGAAUCACCUGGAUCAAUCAAUGGUAAUAUAACUACUCAUACUGAUCAAUAUUCUUGUCGUAUUCGAAAGAAAACAGCUGAUAAUAAAUUAUUAAAAAAUAAAAGUCUAUCACAAAUAUCGAAUUUUAUACGUAAACAAUAUGAACGAGCAAAAUCAAAAUUAAUAUCUGAAAAACAACAUACACGACCCAUUCAAACUUGUACGAAAUCAACAUCAACUACACCUUUAUCUUAUUUAUCACAAAGUCAUCAUGCAAAAUCUGUAUCAUCGAAUUAUAGACAAAGUUCAUUUAUCGAACCGGUUCGAUCUGUAUAUGUUCAUCCAGUAUAUGAUAAUGCUAUGAAAGAAUUUCCUUCAAAACCUUAUACAUCAAUGCAUAAUUAUUAUUCACAAUAUCCAACGUAUACAAAACCAAUUCAAAAUAAUAUUGAUUCUCAAUCUUUUCGUCAUUCAUCUAUAAGAAAUAAUUUUGGAAAUCUUACAACAGGAUGUUGUUUACCAACGAAUCAUUAUACACGUCGUCAGCAAUAUUAUUCAAAUAAAUGUCAAAAUUAUUAUCCAUAUAAAUAUAUUAAUAAAAAUCAUGAUUAUAAUCGAUCAUUAUAUGUACCUUUAAGUGAUUUUAUUAGUACAGGCCAUAGUGCAUUUAAACCAGUUAAAAUUUCUCAACAACGUUUAUAUCAUACAUCAGAAGCCAUACCACCACCACCAUCAGAUGAUCCAUGUGAUCUUGAAGUUGCACAAUAUUUUUGUCGUACACCACAAUGGAGUAAUCCAAAUUAUUUUGAUAUUUAUCAAAAAAAUAUACCAAGAACAUUACUUAGAAAAAAAUUUAUUGAAACUUUAUGUUAA
This is a messenger RNA of Adineta steineri, 954 nucleotides long. The record is from the annotation of a GenBank genome assembly. NCBI's taxonomy places the organism in Eukaryota, Metazoa, Rotifera, Eurotatoria, Adinetida, Adinetidae.